AUGCCGCGCAAUCAAGAGAGAAAGCUUCAAAACAAGAAGCCCAAGUCUCCGUUUUUACAAUCCGCAGACGACUGGGAUCAGUGGAAGAAGCGAACGGAAGGACCUCGCCUUGAAGAACCAAAAGAGCCGACGCUUCAGCCUGUCAAGUCGUUAGCAGAGUCGCUCGUUGAGUUGGCUCUAUCUGAUCUCACCAGCUUGCACUCGCUUGCCGCACAGUACAAGGCGGACCUUGCUCAUUAUCACAAAGCGCGACGUGCUAUGGACGAUCUUUUCAAAAACCAUCAUGGCAUCUAUAUCCAGUUGAAUAUGGAUCUCUGCUCCAAGAUGUGCACGGCCAGCCUUACGAAGAGCUAA
Messenger RNA from Penicillium oxalicum, 354 nucleotides. RefSeq lists its product as uncharacterized. The transcript is spliced from 2 exons. Bases 1 to 354 code for a protein of 117 amino acids. The record is from RefSeq and is a predicted model, not a curated record. NCBI's taxonomy places the organism in Eukaryota, Fungi, Ascomycota, Eurotiomycetes, Eurotiales, Aspergillaceae.